Molecule: messenger RNA, 2308 nt
Organism: Nicrophorus vespilloides
Lineage: Eukaryota; Metazoa; Arthropoda; Insecta; Coleoptera; Silphidae
Product: nitric oxide-associated protein 1
Exons: 4
Coding region: 110-2260 (716 amino acids)
Molecular function (GO): GTP binding
Source: RefSeq, a predicted model, not a curated record
CGGUGUUUGUUUACUCCAAUUUAUUGGUUAGAUUAAUACUAAAAUUGCGUAUUUUAAACGCAAAAGCAUGUUGAUACAAUAAAUGUGAUUGGUAAUUGAUGGUCGAAAAAUGAAUAAUCUGCUGAAGUUGAGUGGAGGUAAGGGCGUUAACCUCACUUUCUCAUGUCUAAAAAGACAGUUUCAAAGCGCGACAGUGAAGGUGAAUCCUUUGAGUCGCGUUGAACGUCUGCUGAAGAAGCAUGAGGAGAAGCUGCUGUACUGCGGGUAUGUGGAGGAGACUCCCAACAGGAUGGGGUUCAGACGGACCACCAUCGCCAGGUCAAAGAAUCUUGAAAUCGACAAGGCCUUGGACAUGAAGAGGAGAUCAUUGGAACCGAUUCCUUUGACAUUGUACAGCCAUUUGGGAUUGGAGAGGGAGAAAGUAAGGAAAAAGGUUGCAGUUGAAGCAGAGAAGGCGUGUCCUGUCAAUUUUCCGUACCAAUCGAACGAUGUCAGUGUUAAAGAGGGCGUGGGUUUUGUUAAGGAGGAGGAGUUAGUUUGCGAGGAUCAAAAUUUGGAGGUGAAGACGCGCUGGGAGCUGUACAACAAGUCGGACGAUCAUCUGAGAUGGAUGCAGGAUUACGAGAAUUACGAGCAGAUCGAUGAUGAUGAGGAUGUGGGUGAUGUUUCGAAUGUGAAUUACGGGACGCCGGAUCCGACGACGAAGACGAGCGACGUGCCUUGCGGUGGAUGCGGCGCUCUGCUGCAUUGCAGAGAUACAUCUAUACCGGGAUACAUUCCUUCGGAGAUCUACAAGAACUACGAUAGAGACGGUGGACUGCCGUUGAGCGCGAUCACGUGUCAGAGGUGUCACUUCCUGAAGAACUACGAUUUGGCGCUGCAGGUGCGAGUUUCCGCCGAGGACUACCCGAAAGUGCUUCGGGCCAUCUCGGAGAGGAAGAGCGCUCUGGUCGUGCUGAUGGUCGAUCUGCUGGAUAUGCCUUGCUCGAUUUGGCCGGGAAUCGCCGAUCUGCUGGGAAGACGAAACCCGAUCGUCGUCGUCGGUAACAAGGUGGAUUUGCUGCCGUCCGAUGGUCGCGGAUAUCUGGAGAAAAUCUCGAAGCAGCUGCUGGCGACAGUCAAAGAGUCCGGCUUCGGCAUGAAGAAUAUUUUAGCCGUUUCCUUGAUAUCCGCAAAGACGGGAUACGGUGUCGAGGAUUUAAUCACGAAGCUGCAAAGCGUUUGGCAGACGAGGGGCGACGUCUUCCUGGUGGGAUGCACGAACGUGGGCAAGUCCAGCCUCUUCAACGCUCUCCUCCAAUCGGAUUAUUGCAAAGUGCAGGCGGCGGAUUUGAUACAGAGGGCGACGACGAGUCCGUGGCCGGGAACCACGUUGAAUCUACUCAAGUUUCCCAUUCUGAGACCGAGCGGUAGCAGACUGCACAUGAGGGUGGAACGGUUGAUUUCCAGUAAACGUUUGCAGGCGGACGAACGGAAGCUCCGCCUCGAACAGUUCAAGACGACGAGGAAUCCGAAAUACGCGACGCUCAUUGGACACAUCGAUAGGACGUUCGAUGAUGCGUCGGAGGAAAAGAAGACGCCGUCGGAUGUGUUCGCCGUGCAAGGAAAGGGGAAUUCGAAGGCGAAACCGGAGAUCGGCAUUGACGAGAACGAGAAAAUCUAUCGGCUCAGUAAGUGGUGCUUCGAUACGCCAGGCGUCGUCCAAGAUGAUCAGCUAAUCCAUUUGUUGACCACCGAAGAGAUUCUAUUGACUUUCCCAAAGACUAUCCUGAGACCGCAGACGUUUAGUCUACGCCCAGGCAACACCCUCUUCAUCGCAGGAUUGGCCCGUUUGGACUACCUCGAAGGUGCGGCCACGACGAGGUUCACCGUUUUCUGCUCGUCGAGUCUACCUAUAACCGUCUGCCAGACGACAGAGGCGGAUCGCAUCUACGAGGACUUUGUGGGCACGGAAGUGUUCGCCGUUCCGUCAGGGAAUCCGGAGAGGUUACGUCUGUGGCGAGGACUUCAGCCGUCGAAGAGGGAUUUCACCGUCAGCGGUAUCGACAGGGAUUACUCUUGCGCCGACGUUGUUCUCUCGAAUGCCGGAUGGAUCGCCAUCACGCCGGAAACGAAGGAGAAGUGCACCGUCCGCGGAUGGACACCGGACAGGAAGGGUAUCUAUCUGAGGGAAGCGCUGCUGGCGAGGAGCGUCAAGUACAGGGGGCAACGGAUACGCGGAAGUUGCAUAUACAGAAACAACAGAAUGUACAUGCAUUGAUUUCUACUCUACUCUAUAUUCAAUUUGUAAAUAGUUUUCUUACUCUCA